CGUCGCUCUCUCUCUCCCUCCGCAUUUUCAGUCUUCCAGAAGCGACCUUGCAGGGGCAUGGAAGCUUGGACGGGCGUUACGUGGGGGACUUUUGUUUCCUUCCAUUCAAUUCAAGAAACCCCACCAGACGAAACUGCUUCAUCCCUCCAUCGGUAAGCCUAUAACCCGUUCCCGCGUCCUUUCGGAGCUCCGUCUUCGACGAUCCAUCUCCUCAAAUCUCUCUUCACGCGUUGGGUUCCAUCGGCCCCUGCAUCUCCCGACCUCCGAAUUUUCUGAAAUUCGUGCAACCCACUUCGCGUUCCUUGCAAAUUUUCCAUCUUCCGUAUUCUCUGAGGACCCGUUAUGCCUCAAUUCUUGUCGACCUGUAAGUCGGUGGUGGGAUCGAUCGUCACGCGCAAGAAUUGGAACCGGCGUGUGAUUAAGCCUGCUUCGACCUAUCGGCAGCUUCAGAGUUGCGAUCAGACGCGAUGUUUGGGAUGCAUUGCUGGUGUGAAAGCCCCUUAUGUCCACAGACCGUCUGAUGCAAACAAGGACCUCCGGAUUCUAUGGGGGAGCUUGCAUAGCGGAGACGCUGUGCAGACGAGGCGGUUUCUGGGCUGCGGAGAUGGCGAAGAAGGAGGCGAUUUGUCCAGAGUCUAUGAAGAGAGGCGUGUUCUGGGGUAUUCUCCAGUGCAGUUAUUUGAUGUUGUUGCGGCGGUUGAUCUGUAUCAAGAUUUUGUCCCCUGGUGUCAGCGCUCGGAGAUCAUAGAGAGAUAUCCUGAUGGAUCAUUUGAUGCGGAGCUUGAGAUUGGUUUCAAAUUUUUAGUUGAAAGUUAUGUUUCGCAUGUAGAGUUGAAAAGACCUCAGUACAUAAAGACGACAGUGUCGCAGAGCACCCUCUUCGACCAUUUGAUAAAUGUUUGGCAAUUCAAUUCAGGACCAGUUCCAGGAUCUUGCAGCAUUUACUUUUUGGUGGAUUUCAAGUUUCAGUCACCACUCUACCGACAAGUCGCCUCCGUGUUUUUCAGGGAAGUAGUCUCUAGACUUGUUGGUUCGUUCAGUGAACGCUGCCGUUUGAUAUAUGGACCGGGGAUCCCCAUUCAGGAAGAUGCUUAUGGGCAGAGGGCCUAAAAGCAUGGUUCCUGGUCUCAGCACAUACGGCAUAGGAGGGAAAUCGCCACAUUACAAAUUCUGGUGGAAUUAAUAAUCUGAUCGUCAAGAGAGUCGUUUGCCUUGCUGGUCUCUCCUAGUCC
Rhodamnia argentea is the source of this 1232-nucleotide messenger RNA. RefSeq names its product coenzyme Q-binding protein COQ10 homolog, mitochondrial-like. Gene Ontology annotation, molecular function: ubiquinone binding. The record is from RefSeq and is a predicted model, not a curated record. Gene Ontology annotation, biological process: ubiquinone biosynthetic process; cellular respiration. The transcript has 4 exons. The coding region runs from base 343 to 1110 and encodes 255 amino acids. NCBI's taxonomy places the organism in Eukaryota, Viridiplantae, Streptophyta, Magnoliopsida, Myrtales, Myrtaceae.